Molecule: messenger RNA, 276 nt
Organism: Cooperia oncophora
Lineage: Eukaryota; Metazoa; Nematoda; Chromadorea; Rhabditida; Trichostrongylidae
Source: the annotation of a GenBank genome assembly
CUCACCUAUAAAGUUGGUAUCGCUAAAACCGAAGACGAGGCUCAACGGAUUUUCCAGUGGUGCCCAACUGGAAACGACUAUAUAUUCUGGCAGAAUGGCCAUUUGUACUACUCGGAUUCAGCUGAAUCUUCCACGUCGAUAAAAAUUAGCGAUGGCGCUCCGAACUGGGAGCAUGGCAUUUUUGACUGGAUCUAUGAGGAAGAGAUCUUCGGACGAGAGUCAAAGGUCUGUCGAUCCGAAUUUGGGAGUUGCUUUAACCGUUUUCCACAUAACUGA